AUGGCACGCCUUGCUUUGAAACAAUUGUUGCAGGAGAAUCCCAGGAAAGUUUUGGUUCUUGACGGCGGGCAGGGUACUGAACUUGAAAGAAGGGGUAUCAACGUUGCCAACCCUGUUUGGUCGACCAUUCCUUUCAUUGAUGACGCAUUUUGGUCCGAGUCAUCUGCUGAGAGGAAGAUCGUCGAAGAGAUGUACCGUGAUUUUAUGAAGGCUGGUGCUGAAAUCUUGAUGACUGUCACAUACCAAGCCAGCUUCAAAUCCGUGUCCGAGAACACACCGAUCACGACGUUGUCGGAAUAUAACAGCUUGCUGACUAGGAUCGUCGAUUUCGCCCGUGGAUGCGUUGGCGAAGAUAAGUAUCUGAUCGGAAGUAUUGGAUCCUGGGGCGCUCAUGUUUGCUGUGAAUUCACUGGUGAUUAUGGCCCGAACCCUGAGACAAUCGACUACUACGAAUAUUUCAAACCGCAACUUGAGAACUUCAACAAAAGCCCACAAAUAGACGUGAUCGCAUUCGAAACUAUCCCAAACAUCCACGAGAUAAAGGCCAUCCUCUCGUGGGACGAGACCAUUCUUUCCAAGCCUUUCUACAUCGGCCUCUCUGUUGAUGAUAACGGCCUCUUGAGAGAUGGCACUACCAUGGCCGAGAUUGCAGAGUUUAUCAAGAGUGUCGGCGACAAAAUAAACCCCAAUUUUACGCUCCUAGGUAUCAAUUGUGUCAGUUUCAACACUUCGUCGGACAUCCUCGCAUCAAUACAUAAGGUAUUGCCAGAUAUGCCGCUAUUAGUGUAUCCAAACAGUGGUGAGGUUUACGACGCAGAGAGGAAGGUCUGGCAUCCCAACGGCGAUAAGUCGAAUACUUGGGAUCUUGUCGUCAAGAGGUAUAUUGAAGCCGGUGCCCGCGUCAUCGGGGGCUGCUGCAGAACAACGCCUGAAGAUAUUACAGAGGUGUCAGAGGCCGUCAAGAAAUACUCAGAAUAG
Torulaspora globosa is the source of this 978-nucleotide messenger RNA. RefSeq names its product S-adenosylmethionine-homocysteine S-methyltransferase SAM4 (gene SAM4). Lineage: Eukaryota; Fungi; Ascomycota; Saccharomycetes; Saccharomycetales; Saccharomycetaceae. The record is from RefSeq and is a predicted model, not a curated record. Gene Ontology annotation, biological process: S-methylmethionine cycle. The transcript has a single exon. Gene Ontology annotation, molecular function: S-adenosylmethionine-homocysteine S-methyltransferase activity. The coding region runs from base 1 to 978 and encodes 325 amino acids.